AUGGUCCUUUUCUUCAAGGAUGACCCAGCCAAGGCUCGCAGGACACAAGAGCGAGAAGAGCAACAGAAGAAGAAGACUGUGAAGCCGGCUCCCUACAACCACACUCCAACACAUGCGUUAUCCGAUGCCCUGCUGAGCGUGCCCCAUGCCUACAAGACCACAGACAAGGAGCGGCUCAAGGAAGCUCACAAACACCGGCUUGAGAAGGAAGCUUCUGCCUUCGCCGCUGGUGUUGAUUGCAAUGUCACCAACAUACCGGCCAAAUACUGGCAGGGCCAACCCCUUCCAUCCGUUUUCAAAGCCCCAUCUCAGGGCACCUUGGCCAAAUCAGCUAUUUCCAAGGCUUGGAAGGAAAAGAUAUUUGAAAGACCUUUGGUCUCAAGGCUAAAGAAGCAGCCCCAAGCACCAGUACCAGUAGAUGAAGGAUAUGCGUCUGGCCCGAGCCACGAUAAACCCGGCGAGUCUCGUAAUUACAGAACGAAUACAUCCACGAGCCCAUGUUUUGAGCAGGGAACAGAAAGACAACACCAAGUUCAAGCCCUGAAAGGAGACGAAAAGGCUGAGUUGGAGCACCUGAGGAGAAUAGUGCGAGAGCUUGAGACACUGCACGACUCCUCCAACCCGCUCGUCGCCCAGGGACAAAACCCAGCGCCCGGGGCCAACGUCGGUGUGGAAUCCGGCACUGGAAGUGGAUCUGGCUCGUCCGAUGCCGUCAGAUGUCUGGAGUCGGAUUUUUCCAACAAGAAAAAGAACGAGCCUACUCCUUCGACAUCGAUUUCGACCAGAGAGGGGACUGUCUUGACUGGAGUCGACCGCUACGACUGGGCCAUCCACUGGGCGCCGGCGGAACAGAAAGCCAACCUCCCCGAGCCAUGGAACCCUCCCGAGCCUCGAGAUACAGCCCCCAAAAACGAGCCAUGCUAUGAUUCUUUGGGUGAGUUGUCGAGCUGGUCAGACUCUUCCUCAACGGCCCGAAAUUCGGAUUACCUCCGCCGCCGAAGCAACGAGACGCCCAAGCCGUCUGAGCCCUCAAUCCACAAGACCAGCGAGUCUAUCGGAAGAUCAAGACCGAGGAAAAGCAGGAGAAAGGCGACGUAUGCGCCCUCAGACAGCGCCCUGUCUGAGUUCGACUUCGGCUUUGGUCCCGCUACCACGCCAGUGCGCCAGUUCCUCACGCCAAAGCCUGGCAGCUACUUGUCUGAGACCAGAAGGAGGGCCGACAAGGCUGCUGCCACCAAGUACUACCCAUCUUCUGAAGAUAGCGAUCGGAGCGAGGAGACGUUGAUUACAUUCUAA
Molecule: messenger RNA, 1296 nt
Organism: Diaporthe amygdali
Lineage: Eukaryota; Fungi; Ascomycota; Sordariomycetes; Diaporthales; Diaporthaceae
Exons: 3
Coding region: 1-1296 (431 amino acids)
Source: RefSeq, a predicted model, not a curated record